CCGGGUCGAGCCGAGACGGGACGAGUCGGCAAUCCGCCACCGCGACGGCUGUGGACGGCUGCGAGGUCUGCGAGGUCUGCGGCGCGCGGCGUGCCAGUUCAGUUCCUGGCCAGUUCGUCCAGCUGGCCAGCGAGGAGCAGAGAAGGCUCUCGCCGGACUUGUCGCUGCGGCCUCGGGUUGGGGCAGGCCAGGCAGGCCAGGCAGGGCCACCGAGCGCACCGAGCACCGCGGACAGGACAGGACAGAUAGGAGGAUGGCGCUGGGGUGGGCCCUGGUCGGGGUGGCCUCGGCGGCGCUGGGGCUGUGGCAGGGCCAGGUGAUGCCCCUGGUCGUGUCCGUCGUCAUCCUGGGGGUGCGGCACUGGCGCCGCGUCCUGUCCAUCGUCCGCACACUGCCUCGCGACGUCGACUUCCUCAUCAAGGGCGUCUCGGCGUACCUCUACAUCAAGCGGAUGCAGCGGAGGAACGCGUGCGUCGCCGACGUGUUCGACGAGCGCCUCCGCGCGCACCCGCAGAAGGUGCUGUUCAAGUUCAACGACCGCGACUGGACGUUCCAGCAGGUGGCGGACUACAGCAACCGCGUGGCCAACGCCUUCGCGCGCCUCGGCUACAAGAAGGGCGACGUGGUGGCGCUGCUGAUGAGCAACUGCGCCGAGUACGUGGCCGUGUGGCUGGGCCUGUCCAAGCUGGGCGUCGUCGCGGCGCUCAUCAACCACAACCAGCGCGGCAAGGCCCUGGUGCACAGCCUCACCAUCGCCAAGAGCCGCGCCAUCAUCUUCGGCGCCGACCUCUACCAGGCGGUGCAGGACGUGAGGGGCGAGCUGGAUGACUCCCUGGAGAUGCUGCAGCUGCUGGCGACGGGUGAGUCGGCGGCCACCCCGCCCGCCGUCAAGGACUUGAACGCCUUGAUCGACGACGCACCGACCUCCGAGCCCAAGGUGCCCCGGCCGGGCUACCGGGACAUUCUCGUGUACAUCUACACCUCCGGCACGACGGGGCUGCCCAAGGCCGCCAAGAUCAACCACUCCAGGUACAUCGCGGCCGGCACGGGCAUCCCCAUGCUGCUGGGCACGUCGCGCGACGAGGUGGUGUACUGCCCGCUGCCGCUGUACCACUCGGCGGGCGGCAUGUGCGCCGUGGGCUACGGCCUGUUCUACGGCAUGACGGUCGUGAUCCGGGCCAAGUUCUCUGCAUCCGCCUUCAUCCCCGACUGCAUCAAGUACAAGUGCACGCUCGUGCAGUACAUCGGUGAGAUCUGUCGCUACGUGUUGGCCACCCCCGAGCAGGCCUCGGACAAGCAGCACCGCCUCCGCUACAUGAUCGGCAACGGCAUGCGCACGGCCGUGUGGCGGCGCUUCGUGGACCGCUUCCAGGUGCCCAACGUCGUCGAGCUGUACGGCUCCACCGAGGGCAACGUCACGUUCUUCAACUUCGACAACACGGUCGGCGCCGUGGGCUUCAUGCCGCGCAUCCUGCCGCUCAGCGUGCUGCCCAUCGGCUUCGUGCGCGUGGACGAGACGGGCGACAUCGUGCGCGGCGGCGACGGCCUGUGCCAGCGCUGCGACAUCGGCGAGCCGGGCAUGCUCGUGGGCUACAUCUCGGACUCGGACCCGUCCAGGGAGUUCCACGGCUACGUGGACACGGCGUCCUCCGAGAAGAAGAUCCUCCGCGACGUGUACGCCAAGGGCGACAAGUGGUUCAUGACGGGCGACAUCCUCGUGAUGGACGAGCUGGGCUACAUUUACUUCAGGGACAGGACCGGCGACACAUUCAGGUGGAAAGGCGAGAACGUGUCGACGGCGGAGGUCGAGGCCGCCGUCAUGGCCGCCGUGGGGCAGCGGGACAUCGCCGUGUACGGCGUGGAGGUGGCGGGCUCCGAGGGCCGCGCGGGCAUGGCGGCGGUGGCGGUCAGCGACGGCGACCUGGACCUGGAGGCCCUGGCCAAGGUGCUGGACAGCCACCUGCCCUCGUACGCCAGGCCCCUGUUCCUGCGCACGCCGGCCAAGCUGGAGAAGACCAGCACGUACAAGAUCGUCAAGGUUGCCAUGCAGAAGCAGGGCUACGACCCGGCCGUCGUGAGCGACCCCCUCUUCCUCAGGCAGGGCGCCACCUUCGUGCCUCUCACCGCCCAGAUGUACAAAGACGUUUGCUCCGGGAAGCUGCGACUGUGAUAUUCCUAAAAAAAUAACAGGCUAGACGGACGCCCUGGGAGGAGCUCGGUAGCCACAGCGUUGGCGAGAGCGGCUUCUUCUGUUGAACUGUCACCGUCAACGGCCCAGGACUGUGCCCUGUUAUCCCUGUCACUGUGAUUUGUAAACGCGAUGAACGAAAGCCAUUGUGUGAGAUCUUACUUUGUAGAUAUUUUUUGUAUAAAUUCGUGUGCAUGGCAUUUAUGAAUAUAGACAUUCAAACACUUUUUUAGACAUUUUA
Messenger RNA from Thrips palmi, 2429 nucleotides. RefSeq names its product long-chain fatty acid transport protein 4-like. Bases 254 to 2170 code for a protein of 638 amino acids. The transcript has 12 exons. Lineage: Eukaryota; Metazoa; Arthropoda; Insecta; Thysanoptera; Thripidae. The record is from RefSeq and is a predicted model, not a curated record. Gene Ontology annotation, molecular function: long-chain fatty acid-CoA ligase activity; long-chain fatty acid transmembrane transporter activity.